Messenger RNA from Theileria orientalis strain Shintoku, 1194 nucleotides. RefSeq lists its product as hypothetical. NCBI's taxonomy places the organism in Eukaryota, Apicomplexa, Aconoidasida, Piroplasmida, Theileriidae. The record is from RefSeq and is a predicted model, not a curated record.
AUGCUUUCACUUUCAUUUGGCGUACGGUAUAACUCAAGGAGAGAAACCGAGAGUACCAAGAUCGAGAGGAAAAUAAACAUUGAGAAAUCAAGUAGUCAUACUAAAGAUAUCAUCAAUAGGUUUAAAAUCAUCCCAAUCCACGCUGGCUGUUCCAAAAAGAUUACACAACUCAAAAAACACAAAAUUCCCAGGUAUGACACAGCUAAGGUCACACCAGAACAUGCCAUAACGAGCAAAGAAAAGCCCAUCGACAAUAUUAUAACUCUGGCGCAUAUCCAGAACUUUUUUACAAACAGUGUGAGACAAGACCCAUCGCUGUUAUCAAUAGAAUGGGAUGCUUCUCAAUCAUAUAAACUGACUGAAAAAACCAAUCAUAUACUGGAAGGUUCCCCAAACCUAUUAAAGCUCUGGAUGCUACCAAAAUAUAUAAUAAAAUGGGAUGUUAAACGACGUGAAUGUGCUCGCAAAGCAGAACGCGAGGGCCACUACUCGCAACCACAGCCACCGGACUACGCAACCUCUGUUGCAAAGUGGUUCAACCCACUAAAAACAAACACACCAGGUAAAACAGACGGUCGUUACAUGUGUUUGUAUGAGCUACAGAGUAGCGCCCAAAGCGGUACAUCAAAUGCGCCGCAAAAGGCAUCCUCUCAACAAGCGGAAACUGGUAAGCAAUAUACCAACGACAACUUGGUGAGAGGCGUGACCCUGGCAUUGGCGUGCGACAAACUCCCGGGGUGGGCCACUUUGGCACCCCGAAAGCCCAGUGUAAACCGGCUUAUCACGCCUAGUAAACACCGGAGUCGCGAAGUCCCGACACCUUAUAAAAACAAGCCUUACUUAAGCUCAACCAAAGUGGCCGAGUGCCAACCAACAAGUCCGGGUCCCGAACAUCAGCAUGGCGACCUAACCAAGUCCAAAACGAUUUUAGGGCACAUAACCCCGCCGUUUGAAAAGGCUGCACUGUUUGUCAUAACUUACAACCCUCUGGGUUUUUACCCAGGUGGAACCGCUCACUGUCUUGUUAACGGUCAUGCUUCGUCGCUGCCUAAAACACAAAUGUGUCGACCAACGCACGACUCCCUGGGUAGAAACCCGCCCCCAGUCCUGACACACCGACGAGUAACUUAUGACGGUGUGUCAGAGACGGUGGCACAAUUUGACACCCAGGUGACCCGAGUAGUCAAUGAGUAA